Molecule: messenger RNA, 2451 nt
Organism: Aphidius gifuensis
Lineage: Eukaryota; Metazoa; Arthropoda; Insecta; Hymenoptera; Braconidae
Gene: dare
Product: NADPH:adrenodoxin oxidoreductase, mitochondrial
Exons: 6
Coding region: 113-2419 (768 amino acids)
Biological process (GO): 7-methylguanosine mRNA capping
Cellular component (GO): nucleus; cytoplasm
Molecular function (GO): methyltransferase cap1 activity; oxidoreductase activity
Source: RefSeq, a predicted model, not a curated record
CAAAAACAACAAUAAUAUUUAAAAAUUAAAAAAAAAAAAAAGAGAUAAAUUAGUUUGUGGCAAACUCAAUUAUCGAAGAGUGGAUCAACGAAUCCAACAAGAAAAACAACAAAUGUAUUAUAAACAAUUAAAUUAUCCACGUAGUUGGAAAAAUUUUGAUCGUCCAAGUGCAACAGUAUCAAUAACAGUUAAUAAAUUAUUUACAAAAUAUUAUGAAUUAAUAAUUGAUAAUGAUAAUUAUAAAUUACCAUUAUGUGAUAAUAUGUUUAUUGAAGAACCAUGGGAAAUAAAUGAUUUAAAAUUAAUAAAAAAAAAUUUAAAUGAAAUGAAAAGUCGUUUAAAUGAUUAUAAUUUAAUGGAAUGGCAAUAUCAUACACGUAAACGUAAUCAAGCUGGUGAUGUACAAUGGCGUUUAAGACGUGAUAUAUCACCAGAAUUUUUAACACAAGCAUGGUGUAAAUUUUAUGAAAAUGUAUCAUCAUUUCCAUUAGUACCAGAUGUAUCAAUAAGUAAUGAAAAAUUUAAAUCAUUACAUUUAUGUGAAGCACCAGGUGCAUUUAUUGCAUCAUUAAAUCAUUGGUUAAAAUUAAAUUCACCAAAUAUAAAAUGGAAUUGGAUUGGUACAACAUUAAAUCCUCAUUAUGAGGGUAAUUCAUUAUCAACAAUGAUUAAAGAUGAUCGUUUUAUAUUACAUACAAUGAAUAAUUGGUAUUUUGGUGUUGAUAAUACUGGUGAUUUAAUGAAAUUAAAUAAUUUAGAUGGUCUUAUUGAACGUGUUGGUGAUGAUGUUAUGUUAGUAACAGCUGAUGGUAGUAUUAAUUGUAUGGAUUCACCAGAUGAACAAGAAUUAGUUGUAUCACAUUUACAUUAUUGUGAAACAAUUGCUGCACUUAAUAUUCUAAAUAUUGGUGGUAGUUAUUUAUUAAAACUAUUUACAAUAUUUGAACAUCAAACAAUAUGUUUAAUAUAUUUAUUAUCAUGUACAUUUAAACGUAUUAUAUUUAAUAAACCAGUUACAAGUAAAGAAGGUGGAACAAUGAAUGGAAUAAAUUUAUUAAAAUUUAUUAGUAAUUAUUGUACGUCGACAGUUACACCAAAAGUUUGCAUUGUUGGAUCUGGACCAGCUGGAUUUUAUGCAGCUCAACAAUUAUUAAAAUCAUCGAGUGAUGUUCAUGUUGAUAUUUAUGAACGACUUCCAGUUCCAUAUGGACUUGUUCGUUUUGGUGUUGCUCCAGAUCAUCCAGAUGUUAAAAAUGUUAUAAAUACAUUCAAAAAAAUUGCUGUUAAUUCACGUGUUAAAUUUUUAGGAAAUGUUGAUAUUGGAAAAGAUGUUACUGUUAAGCAGCUUCAAGAAAAUUAUCAUGCUGUAUUAUUGACAUAUGGAGCUGAAGAAGAUAGAUCACUUGGUAUACCUGGUGAAAAUUUAUCAAAUGUUUUAUCAAGUCGUCAAUUUGUUGGCUGGUACAAUGGACUUCCUAGUGAUAAAAAUUUAAAAAUAAAUUUAGAUGUUGAAGAAGCUGUUGUUGUUGGUCAAGGAAAUGUUGCUAUUGAUGUUGCAAGAAUGUUAUUAACUCCAAUUGAUGAACUUGCAAAAACAGAUAUAACUGCUCAUUCAUUGGAACAAUUAUCUAAAAGUAAAAUUAAAAAAGUAUGGAUGAUUGGUAGAAGAGGACCACUUCAAGCAGCAUUUACAAUUGCUGAAUUACGUGAAAUGACAAAGCUAAAAAAUUGCAAAACAUCUUGGCGAAUGGAUGAUUUUAAUGGAGUUUCAGAAAUGAUUCCAAAUCUUCCAAGACCAAGAAAACGUCUUACUGAAUUGAUGAUUAAUAACUUGAAUGAUUCAACAAAUAAUCAUGAUAAUUUGAGCAAAGAAUUUGCUCCAAUAUUUUUACGAGGACCUAAAGAAAUUAUUGGUAAUGAAUUUGUUGAAAAAAUACGUCUAUCUAUUAAUGUACUUGAAGGUACUGAUUACAAAAAUCAACAAGCUAAAGAUACACUUGAUAUUGAAGAUAUUAAUUGUGGUUUAGUUCUUCGAAGUAUUGGUUAUAAAUCAAGACAAAUUGAUCAAUCAAUACCAUUUGAUAUUAAAAAAGGUAAAAUAAUUAGUUCAAAUGGUUUUGUUAAUGAUAAUUUAUAUGCUGCUGGAUGGUUAUCAACUGGACCAGUUGGUGUUAUAUUGUCAACUAUGAAUGAUGCUAUUUAUGUUGGUGGUAAAAUAUCAAAAGAUCUUGAUUUAACAACAGCUAAAUCUGGUUCAUAUGAAAUAUUAAAAAUACUUGAAGCUAAAAAUAUAAGAUCUGUUAGUUUUGAUGAUUGGGAAAAAAUUGAUAAAAUCGAAAUAAGUCGUGGUAAAGAUGUCGGUAAACCAAGAGAAAAAAUUGUUGAUGUAUCAGAAAUGUUGGAGAUUGCAUUUAGCUAGUUGAUGAUUAUUAAAUAAAUUAAUAUUUCUAU